Theileria equi strain WA is the source of this 1902-nucleotide messenger RNA. RefSeq lists its product as hypothetical. The transcript has a single exon. Lineage: Eukaryota; Apicomplexa; Aconoidasida; Piroplasmida; Theileriidae. The coding region runs from base 1 to 1902 and encodes 633 amino acids. The record is from RefSeq and is a predicted model, not a curated record.
AUGUCGAAAAAUAAGCCGGAAGAAAAUGCGGGCAUCGCAAAAUUCAACAAGUUUGAGUGUCUCUGGAACCCCAAGGGAGCCUCUGACCCAAAGUUGUACGACAGCUAUGCCUAUUUGGACUUGAGGCUGGACCAGUUCUUGUCCAGCAUUGCCCAGGACUUGACCUUUUUACCAAAUGCGAUAUACAGGCCGGCAGUCUACGUUUACAUUAAUGGAAAGAUGGUCUACAGAAGCAAGAUUUUGGACCACGCCAAUGACAUUUUUGGAGAGUCUAUACGUCUCAAAAUUUACUCGCCAAAUACGGUGGUUACACUAAAGCUCUUUGAAUGCGAAGAGUUUGAUAUUAAUAGCAGUAAAAACCCGCGUGUAAGGCAGGUCUUGUACUAUGAAAGUACGAAUAGAGUGCUGGUCUCAUGGGUAGAUUUGCACAUUGGUCUGCUCAUUCCAGAGCGAGAGUAUGACGUCAUAUGCACAUUUCGGUCAAACCCCGCGUUUUAUGCGUAUAACCCUGGUGGACUGCUCUAUUACCCAUCUGAAAGUGGAAUACCAGUCAUACACACGCAAAAAGUGUGCUGCUCGUGCAAAGUUUGCUCUCUGUUAUCAAACAGAUCUGUAGGCGGAUCCAUUGAGAGUCUAAACAAGUAUUUUGACUCCACUUAUGUGAAUGGAAAAGUCAAAACUGAAAAGGAUGCCAACAUAAAAUUCCCGUCAAAGGCCAAUUUGCAAAAGUUUAAUAUCGAGGGUGAAGAACCGCCCAAGGAUGAAAAAGUGACUGAUAAGAAAAAAAAGGGAGAUUUGGACAUUUUGGAAGUUAUAGACAUGUCCGAGAACCCCUCUGGAAAUGCAAGUUCUUCUUGUACAUGUACGGAGCUAGAAAAGGUGCCAAGUGCGAUCAAGAGCUCAAAAUAUGACCUUUGCUUAAAGUGUCAUGAUUAUGAACACUGCUGUGAGCAUUCUCUGGAAAACUAUUAUGUCUCUGUCAACUUUAAGCUCACAUCCUCAUCGGAACCAAUUGAUGCAUUUACUGAAAUAUUCUCUUCAAUACUAACACCGUAUCUCAAAGUUGAGGAUGAAAAUGAAGAAAAAGUUUCAGUGGUUUCAAUUUUUGAACACUUUUAUCAGCAUUAUCGCUCGUUGCAGACCAUUUACAAGCAUGUGUGUUAUAACCCUCGGGUGAGAUAUUUUGAGCUUGUAAAAUUUGCCGCUUUGUUACUUCUCAUUAGUCUUGUGGUAAAUCGGCUCUUUUUCCCCAUUGCAUUUCUACUGGUAUCCUCUGUUGCAUUUUCAGUCAAGACAACAUCUAGUAAACAAUUUGAAAAGGACCGCGGCGAUGCCUUGUAUCUGAGCAGGGGUUUGACCUUGCUGGAUGACGGACUUGAACGUGCAAUGAGGACCAUCAUGGAUGAGGAAAUUGCAAAAACACGGGAAAACAGUCUAUCAAAGGAGCAAGUUGAGCGUAACAAUCUAAACAUUGUAAACCAUGAUCUUGUAGACAAGACGCCAAUUUAUACAAAAAUGUACAAGAGCUACCAGCGAUGUGAAAACAUUGCACUAAAGACAGUGGCAUUUUUGUUUUCCAGGUCUAUACCCUCAGGGGUCAGGGGGUUUCUGCUAUCAACAUUGGGGAUACUGGACGUUGUUGUCGUGGCUAUAAAUGACUUUCUUGCAAUUUGUAGACGAUUUGGGAUUCACAUUGGCGUUAUUUGUAUCUUUUUGGGCCUUGCAUCUGUAAGGUUUUAUCGUAUGUACAUUUAUUUUUCCAAACUCUUUGUGCUUGCUACGCUCUUGUGCCUAGUAGGGGAUUCACUGGCGUUUAUUUCACAGUUUAAACGAGUGGCAAAAUGCUCUCUAUCGUAUCUAGUGUUGACCACUUAUAGAAAGGAGUGGUUUUUAAAUCGUUGA